Oreochromis niloticus (Nile tilapia) is the source of this 2724-nucleotide messenger RNA. RefSeq names its product P2Y purinoceptor 1. Gene Ontology annotation, biological process: G protein-coupled receptor signaling pathway. The coding region runs from base 1222 to 2241 and encodes 339 amino acids. The record is from RefSeq and is a predicted model, not a curated record. Gene Ontology annotation, molecular function: neuropeptide receptor activity. NCBI's taxonomy places the organism in Eukaryota, Metazoa, Chordata, Actinopteri, Cichliformes, Cichlidae. Gene Ontology annotation, cellular component: membrane. The transcript has 4 exons.
ACAUGGUACUUUUUACUUUCUGGAAAAUGCUUGAAAGACGAGUCAUUGCAUUUGUGAUGUAGUAGCAUGGUGCCGUGCAUGGGAGGUUUGCAGCUGGAAUGUGUGAAAAAAAACAGGAUAUGAUACUGCAUGCUUCACUGCUGAUAGAAGGUUAAUGUUAACAGCAUGUCACAUGUAUGUACACAUGCUGAAAGUAAAGGUCAGUUUUGAUUAUGCUGUAUUUAUUGUAUAUCUAUACUUUGAGCAUUUGAAUUCAAGCCUCCUCGUUCUUGUUCUGCUGUCUAACUAUAAUUAAAGAUUUUGUCUUUCAAAUUUCCCUUAUUUUUGAUAGUAAGGGCAUAGUGGAUGCUUUUUUUUGUCUUUUUAUUUAUUUUUCAGUAACAUAAACAGCUUUGUCUAGAUCUCAUUUUUGUUUUUAAUGUACUAACCCUAAACAACACAUUUCCAGCAAUUGAAGAUAAAUGUUCCAAAUAUUUGAGGAAAAUCAGCUUUACAAAUAUUUUUAAAGGUGGUAAAUCAAUUCAAGAAUACAAUUCAAGAUUGCAAGAAUACACAGGAUGAGUUUUUGUGAAACAGUGAACCGUAAUGUAGACGAUUAUGAUAUCCUCUGUAAAUGCCACAGGAUAUCUCAUGUAGAAUUAUUCUAACACCUAUAUUUAUUUUCCUCUCUAAGAAGUGAACGGACAGUUUUUCCGCUGUCACCAUGCGAGUAUAUGUUACGCAGAUGUUCGUUUACCACACAUAGCCAAGUAAAUGCACUCCUAAUAAAGGUUUAAAGCCUCUGAGGUUGUUAUCAGAAGCACUACUGACAUUAUACUUUGUCAUUAAAGUUGAGAUAUUCGCAAAUGUAUUGUAAUGUAUGGUCAUUUGCUUUAAAAUAGCAGCAUCAUGUUUGGAAUAAAGAAAAUGCUACAUUCCAGCAAAGGAACCUCAUCAAACAUCAGUGUCCAUGCAAUGGGCAUUAUUAGCAGAUAUCAGCCUCAUAGAUACGGGCCAGUAGGGACCAUCUCCACCAGCUAGUUUGUUCUGAAGGUUGUUAUCAUCCAUCCAGAUGGAGGAUCACUAACAGGAUGAUGGGAAGACUCCAGAAUGAACACUCGCUGGAAUCUGGUGGAUACGGAAGUGUUUACAGGACAGUAUCUGGCAGUUUCAUCAUCCACAGACGUUUCAGUUAUCAGUGUGGGACUGCUGAGUCACUGAUUUCAUUCAUCGGGGAACUCCAUGACGGCUCUCACUCAUCGAGGAGGAGGAAUUGUACCGACUGCUAUCAAGGACACAAUGAGCAACUCUUCUUGCAUCAGCUUUGACUUUACAGGAAAAUUCCUGCCACCUGUCUACAUUUUAGUUUUCAUCACUGGCAUGGUGGCUAACGGACUGGGAUUGAGGUCAGUGCUGCAGAAAUGGGAGAAACUGGGGAAUGUCUCUGUCUUUGUUUUCAACCUUGGACUUGCAGACAUUUUGUAUUUGCUCACACUCCCUUUUCUGAUGGUGUACUACUUCAAGGAUGAUCAAUGGAUCUUUGGAGAAGCCUUUUGCAAGACAACAAGAUUCUUCUUCAACCUGAAUUUAUACGGCAGCAUUGGAUUCCUCACCUGUAUAAGUGUGUACAGGUACUUGGCUAUUGUCCAUCCAAUGAGGAUGAUGGGGAGAAUAACUGUGACUCAUUCUGUGGCUAUCUCAGUCAUGGUCUGGCUGUUGGUGAGUGUUCAAAGUCUUCCAGACAUGUUCUUCCCCAAAUCACCCACAAACAAUACUAAGAGGUGCUUUGAUACAACCUCUAACGAGUAUGUUAAAGAUUACCUGAAAUACAGCUUGGGACGGACACUCACUGGUUUUUGCAUCCCCCUGUUCAUCACCUUCAGCUGCUAUGGACAUAUGAUUGCUGUUCUCUGCCGCAAUGAUAACAUUGAUGAAGUACUGAAACAAAGAAGCUUAAAGUUGUUAUUCAUCUUGAUUCUUCUGUUCUCUGUUUGUUACAUCCCCUAUCAUAUAUUAAAAAAUCUCAACCUCUUGUCAAGACUAAGCGUAAUCAAGGGGACAUGUCAUAAAUGGUCUAAUGGAGUCUAUAUUGGUCAUCAGAUAAGCCGCGGCCUUGUGUGUCUGAACAGUGCGCUCAAUCCUCUAGUUUACCUGCAUGUAAGUGAAGAUAUUUGUUCUCAGCUCAGACAGCUACUCCAACAAGCUCGCCAAGCUAUCAGUAGUCUGUACACCUCUAACCAAACUUCAGUCACGGAUACUUGAAAUGUGCCGAUGAACAUGAUGAGUACGCAUCAUCUGAGACUCAUCUGAGACUUGUGUAAGAAACACAAAACAUGGUACUUUUUACUUAAAAGCUAAAAUAAUACUUAAAAAAUACUUAAAAGACGAGUUAUUGCAUUUGUGAUGUAGUAGCAUGGUGCCGUGCAUGGGAGGUUUGCAGCUGGAAUGUGUGAAAAAAAAACAGGAUAUGAUACUGCAUGCUUCACUGCUGAUAGAAGGUUAAUGUUAACAGCAUGUCACAUGUAUGUACACAUGCUGAAAGUAAAGGUCAGUUUUGAUAAUGCUGUAUUUAUUGUAUAUCUAUACUUUAAGCAUUUGAAUUCAAGCCUCCUCGUUCUUGUUUUGCUGUCUAACUAUAAUUAAAGACUUUUCUUUCAGAUUUCCCUUAUUUUUGAUAGUAAGGGCAUAGUGGAUGUUUUUUUAAAGUCUGUCUUUUAAAAGUAAAAUAAACAGCUUUGUCUAGAC